AACCGUAUCGUUAUGAAGCGUCAUAAUAAUACCCCCAUGGUACGUUCGGUCAGUGCCUGUCGCUAUCACUGAUAUCACGGGAUAUUCCAUUUCAUUGAGCAACUGGGGGAGUCGUUUCUUCCCCUAAGACACUUUGUCGCGUUACCGCCUCGUGUUUCUUGUUCGGGAACCGUUACAAAUGAAUCUGAAUUUGACGCUCGAAAGUUAUCAGGCAGCAUCUGGCUCAUGCGCACUGAGAGAACAUUUGCAUACUCCGUUUCCGGCGGCGGAGUGGUAGGUUCUCGCAGUGCAGGCUGGGUAGUAGUAUCGCUUUGCCGUUGGACGUUGUUGUGAAGCAGUGGUGGGGCAUAGGGCUGAUACGCUCUCCCGGCUUCCAUGGCUGUGUGCGGGGAUGUGGGAGCCGCGUCCCUCCCCAGCGAACUGAUCGUGCACAUCUUCUCAUUCCUGCCGCCUCCGGACCGGCUACGGGCCUCUGCCGCCUGUUCGCACUGGCGGGAGUGCCUCUUCUACCCGGCGCUGUGGCCCGAGCUCCGCCUCAGCCUGCGGGUGUCCCUGGCCGAGCGACCGCGGCUCGAGUUCCUCAUGCGGAAAUGUGGCUGCUUCGUUCGGGAGCUGCGGGUGGAGUUCGCGGCGGAUAAUUACAGUCCGGGUUCCGCGGCCGAUCCGUGCGGCUCCUCCUCCCCGCCCCCAGGAUCGGCCUCCAGCUCCCAGGCCUCGGAGCCGGAUGGGCAGCACGCCUCUCGCUGGCUGGAUGUGCUCAAGACGUACCUGGAGCUGGUGCUGUGCGUGCUGAGCAGCAUUAGGAACAACAGGAAUCUCCAGAAACUCAGUCUCUUCGGUGAUAUAAGUAUCCUGCAGCAGAACGGCACCAUAACCAACACCUACCUGAACAAGGUGGACCCCGGCGGUAAGAAGAUACGGCAGAUACAGCAGCUCUUUGAAGAAAUUCUAGCGAACAGCAGGCAGCUGAAGUGGCUCUCCUGUGGAUUUAUGCUGGAAAUCGUAACUCCGACGUCAUUGGCCUCGUUAUCGAAUCCGGUUGCCAACACCAUCGAGCAUCUGAGCUUGCUGGAUAACCACACUCCGGCGAACACCACUCUGAUAACCGCCAUCGAGAUGGAGCGCUUUGUUCACCUGCGCUCCCUUGCUUUGGAUUUUUGCGACUUCACCGCUGACAUGGCGAGAGUGCUGGCCAACAACAACCACGUGCCUUUGCAUCGACUCUCUCUUCUGGUCCACAACACUUCCCUGAAGAAUAAGACCUUGGAUAAAAUGCCAGAAGACGAGGACUGGAAGGCCCUGACUCGGAACAGCGCUAAUCUCCGCGUCUACAUGAUGGCGUUCGACGUGAAGAGCGAGGACAUGCUUAGAAUCCUGAAGCCCAGCAUACCGCUCGAGAGGAUCCACUUCGACAGCUACGCCACGUGCGUGUCUGGAGCAGUCGUUGACCUUAUAUCCAGGCAGUACGAUGCAUUCCUUACUCACUUCAUCCUGAUGAACGAUGUCAAUGACAUGUCCGGGUUUCCCGACCUUAGUGACAAUAGGAAUGAAGACCCCUUGGUUCUGUUGGCCUGGAGGUGUAUGAGACUCUCGCUUCUGGCUGUUCAUGGUUAUACCGUCUGGGCACACAAUCUCAUAGCGAUCGCCAGGCUUCGCGGGCCUGACCUCAAAAUGCUCGAGGUCACGGAAGAAAGCAUAGACUUUGACCAGAGCGAACUGGCCGACCAAGACGUGGAUCCAGUGCACAAUCUGAUCGAGCAGGUAUCAAUCGGACUAUCGCGGCCGUGGCGCGCAGUGAUGGACAUUGAGAUGUUCAGUGUAUUCACAGAGCCCGCUCGCCACUUUUACAGAGAGAUGCAAAACUUCAGCGAAGGCAUAUAGCUCUUGCUAUUUUCUUCACAUAUAUAUAUAUAUAUUAUUUUUUUUUUAACUCUUAGAUUUCCUGUGGUUAAAUAUGCAAAUAGGGGUCCUAUUAUGUUUUCUCAGUAACGUGAGUUAACCCUUUGUGCCGUGUUUAAUCAGUAUUAGCUAUAUAAAAUUGUUUGUGUGUACCUA
Messenger RNA from Spea bombifrons (plains spadefoot toad), 2055 nucleotides. RefSeq names its product F-box protein 33 (gene FBXO33). Lineage: Eukaryota; Metazoa; Chordata; Amphibia; Anura; Pelobatidae. The record is from RefSeq and is a predicted model, not a curated record. Bases 376 to 1881 code for a protein of 501 amino acids. The transcript is spliced from 4 exons. Gene Ontology annotation, molecular function: protein binding. Gene Ontology annotation, biological process: SCF-dependent proteasomal ubiquitin-dependent protein catabolic process; positive regulation of protein ubiquitination. Gene Ontology annotation, cellular component: SCF ubiquitin ligase complex.